CACUCAGAUUAUUAGUAAGUUGUCCUAAAAUUGUUGGUAUUUAAUUCUUACAGAAAAUGUGUAUCGUUCAGUGAAUUUCACUCUUAUGUUCGGCUUCUCUUUACAUAUUAUUGUUAAAAUCACAGUUCCAGCCAUUUUGAUUCUUUUUCUCAACCAAUUCAUGUUAUCGGACUAACAACACUCUGUAAAAUGAGUGAGGUAAGCAUAGCUUCAGCCCGGGCCUCUGUUAUGGUCUACGACGACACGAACAAACGCUGGAUUCCAAGUGGCUCAUCAUCGGGUCUUUCAAAGGUGCACAUCUAUCAUCAUCAAGCCAAUAAUUCUUUCCGAGUCGUUGGAAGAAAGCUUCAAGAUCACGAAGUCGUAAUUAAUUGCGCUUUAGUACGUGGAUUGAAGUACAAUCAAGCAACUCCUACUUUCCAUCAAUGGCGUGACAGUAAACAAGUCUACGGCCUUAAUUUUAGCAGUAAAGAUGACGCUGAUGCAUUUGCAAUCGCUAUGCUCCGCUCUUUGGAGACGAUGAACAGCAGUAUUCCUCGUUCGACACCUCCUCAAAUUCCUCAAGCUAUUUAUCAAGCACCCAACGGAUCCGGUUUCGAAGAAGAAAAUCCAUACAUGGUUCAGCAAGAAAGACGAUUAUCCCAGCAACAACAACAACAACAAGGACUAAAUCAUUCAACUAGUAACCCUGCAAUGCAACCGAUGAACACACAAACUGUUGGUCAUCAGAGAAAUAAUUCAGCUCCAUUAGCUCCUCCUUUGCCUGCCGGUCCUCCAGCUCCACCUCCUCCACCACCACCAGCUCCUGUGUUGCCAGUUGGUCCAGUUCCUCCACCAGCACCCCCUCUUGCCCCUCCAAUACCAUCCAUGAUAUCGAGUAGCCCUCAAUUUGCGCAACCAUCUGGUGUAUCAUCUCCAAUUGGUGGUGGUGGACCGCCUCCUCCACCUCCUCCUCCUCCUGGUCUUGGAAGAUCGUUGAGCAAUGAUGGUGAUCCUGGAUCUCUUGCAAAUGCCCUUAAGAAUGCGAAAUUGAAAAGAAGCAACAAGCAGUCAGCAGAGAGCAGCAGCAGCAGCAGUAGUAGCAGCAGCAGUACAUAUGGCACCAUUGGUCGAGGACAAGCUGAACGACCAGGUAUUGGCGGAUUAGGUUCUAUGAUGGAUGAAAUGGCAAAAACUCUUGCUAGACGUCGCGCUGCAGCAGAAAAUAAAGAUGUAGUACAACAAGACGAACUUUCUGACAAAAAAACUGUUGGUAAUAACAAGAUAAAUGGAAAUAGCAUUCUGGCGGUUCCUGGAGGAGGUGAUUCCCCUCUUGGUAAUAGAAAACGGAGCGGAUCUACUGGGGAAGAGUCUAAUUGUCGUAUCGGUAAUGGCUCAGACGUAUCGGUGGAUUUUGACCUUCUCAAACAAGAAUUGGUAUUGGAAAUUCGAAAGGAAAUUAACAGAGUCAAGCAAGAAAUUAUCGAAGUUAUUCGCCAAGAAUUAGGGCGACGAUAGAAUGUUCGAGAAGGCCACAGAAAGUUUUAUUUUUUUUCACGAGUUUUUAACAAUUUAAUUUUUUGUAUCUUGACCCUCCCUUUCUAUGAUAAAUUGCGCAUAUUUAAUCCCAACACUGCUUUUUCUUUAUUCUUUUCUUUACAAUGUUCCAAUGACGUUUUUCGGAACUGCUCCAACCAUUUCUUUUGAGUUCACUAUCUAGUUGACGUGUACUUUUGACACAAUUUAAAUUGGAUAGUCCAGCCGAUGUUGAAUGUCUUCUAGUGAUAAUGUGAAGUUUUAAUUUCGUUUGAAAGACGAAAUUCGGUUUCCCCUGUUCUCGUAAAAGGUAAAACACAAAAGCCAUAUUAUUUCGCCGUUUUCCACCUUUCCUGGCUUCCUUGCCCAGUUUAUAUAAUAAGUUUUUUUUGCCAUUUUAAAAGAUAUUUUCUACCCCUUUGAAUGAAUAUGAACGAGGAUAUGUCAAUUAUGUUUGGCAAGUGUACCCUCUCUUAAUCUCAGCAAAAUUUACUGCAAUAUUGUUUCACUUCUUAAAUCAGUUUCUUUUAUGUGAAGUAAAAGCUCGUGGAAAACUAAGGUGAAUUGGGUUGUUUCGUAUACCAAUUUAAAAGUUUCACCAACGAAAUAAAAUGUUAUAAAUCCGAACUGAACCCUCCGUUGCUUCGCUAUAGUUUCUAGAUUUUCUGUUCUUCAAUUUUCAACGCCUUUUUCUCGAGAUCACAAGUUGAUGUAUAUGUUAUCGACUUCAGCACCUCAAAGAAUUCCAUUUGCGAUGUUUCUUGAAGACCAAACUAUACCUUUUUCAAGACGAUAAAACGUAUUAAUCACUUCAUUCCAACUUUUUGUUUCGUUGGAAUUCUUCUUUGUCGUUUUGUAAGCUUUACAAUUGUGCAUUGUCAUGAUAUUGCAGUCUGUUGUGUAAAUCUCAAUUGGUUACCCGAUGACUUUGAGGUAAAUAAAAACAUGAUUUUCUGCCCUUA
Messenger RNA from Daphnia pulicaria, 2477 nucleotides. RefSeq names its product protein enabled-like (gene ena). Gene Ontology annotation, molecular function: SH3 domain binding. Lineage: Eukaryota; Metazoa; Arthropoda; Branchiopoda; Diplostraca; Daphniidae. The transcript is spliced from 9 exons. Bases 190 to 1497 code for a protein of 435 amino acids. The record is from RefSeq and is a predicted model, not a curated record.